This is a messenger RNA of Hemibagrus wyckioides, 952 nucleotides long. RefSeq names its product proteasome subunit alpha type-6-like. Gene Ontology annotation, cellular component: proteasome core complex, alpha-subunit complex; nucleus; proteasome core complex. The transcript is spliced from 7 exons. Gene Ontology annotation, biological process: ubiquitin-dependent protein catabolic process. The record is from RefSeq and is a predicted model, not a curated record. Lineage: Eukaryota; Metazoa; Chordata; Actinopteri; Siluriformes; Bagridae. The coding region runs from base 112 to 852 and encodes 246 amino acids.
GCAACCUAAGAGUACUUCCGGGUCAAGGAUAAAUUCUGCAUGUCACCGCUACAAAGAGUUUUUUAUUUUUUAUUUUUAUUAAACAGAUAAAUAAAAAGAUUUUAAUUAAAGAUGUCGCGGGGUUCGAGCGCCGGGUUUGAUCGUCAUAUUACUAUUUUCUCGCCAGAGGGAAGGCUUUAUCAAGUGGAAUAUGCAUUUAAGGCCAUUAAUCAGGGCGGUCUGACGUCAGUGGCUGUGCGAGGGAAAGACUGUGCUGUCGUCGUCACACAGAAAAAAGUUCCAGACAAGCUCCUGGACGCCUCUACGGUCACUCACCUGUUCCGCAUCACAGACAACAUUGGCUGUGUGAUGUCCGGCAUGACGGCUGACAGCAGGUCUCAGGUGCAGAGGGCUCGGUAUGAAGCAGCGAACUGGAUGUACAAAUACGGCUAUGAGAUUCCAGUGGACAUGCUGUGUAAGAGGAUCGCCGACAUUUCUCAAGUUUACACACAGAACGCUGAGAUGAGACCGCUCGGCUGCUGUAUGAUAGUGAUAGGUAUGGAUGAAGAGUUGGGGCCGCAGGUGUAUAAAUGCGACCCUGCAGGUUAUUACUGCGGCUUUAAGGCCACAGCCGCCGGAGUCAAACAGACGGAAGCCAUCAGUUUCCUGGAGAAGAAAGCGAAGAAGAAACACGACUGGACCUUCGAGCAGACCAUGGAGACGGCGAUCAGCUGCUUGUCCACAGUUCUAUCCAUCGAUUUCAAGCCGUCUGAGAUGGAGGUGGGCGUGAUAACAGCAGAGGAGCCCAGGUUCAGGAUUCUCUCUGAGGCAGAGGUGGACGCUCACCUGGUGUGUCUGUCUGAGCGAGACUGAGCUCAGAGAACCACGGCAUCAUGGGAAACAUGUAGCACGCUGAAGAGAUGAACACCUGUAAAUUUCUCUGUAACAUUAAAGCUGUUUUUGGAGAAAAGUA